GGAAAGAGAAAGAUAUGGUUGUAGAAACGGACCAGUAACCUCUGUUCAACGUCAACAUGGCGGAUGGUAGCGCUGGAGUUACUGGUGAAGAUGGUGGGGAUGGAUUCAAAGAUCCUUUGAGAAUGCCAUCUUAUGAUGAGGACGAAGAUGAGGAAGUAGACAUUGUGAAUUUCAGCAGGUCACCAGGUGGAGAGAGUGCAGCAUCAACAAAUGCUCUUGCAGGAUCCUUCAAGAUCGAGGCAGCUGAUGUUGACACCAAAGACUUAUUUGUAACUGUUGAUAAUCGCGAAAAACAUGCAGGCAGUUUUGAAGUCUACAUUACAUACAGAGUUACAACUAAGACUACCAGAGGCUGUUUUGAUAAUUGUGAGUUUGCCGUGAGAAGGCGCUUUCAGGAUUUUGUGUGGCUCCGUCAGAAGCUUACUGAUGAUCAUCCAACUCAUUUUAUUCCACCGUUACCAGAGAAAACAAAUAUGCGGCUUUCCCGAUUUAGCAACGAGUUCUUAGACAUGCGAGAAAAAGCUUUAAAUUCAUUUCUGAACCGAAUUGCUGAACACCCAACUUUGUCAUUCAACGAAAAUUUCCAGAUUUUUCUCACGGCUAAGGCAUGGGAACUUGAAACUCAUAGAAGAUACGCAAAAGGACUUGUAAGUCGUGUUGGAAGUUCGGUAAAAACUACUGCUGAAUCUUAUCGUCUCAAAAAUCGCAGUCCAGAAUUCACGACAAUGGCAGACUAUGUUGACCAAUUUGGACAAAAAAUUGGAUCAGUAGAUAGAAUUUCACAGAGAAUCGUUAAGGAACAAAGUGAGUACCAUACUGAGAUCGCAGCCUUUGCCCCGUCCUUUGAACUUUGGUCUGAUUCUGAAACAGAUGUUGCUGAUAUUCUGCACAGUAUAGCCAUGUGUCUUGAAAAAUGUGCCAACUUCACCAGAUUAGAGAAUGUAGUCCAACAAGAUGACUUUGGAAGUGUAAUUAAGGAGUAUGUUUUAUAUGCUGACGCGAUGAAAAAUGUACUUAAAAAAAGAGAUUCGAUUCAAAUGGAAUAUGAACAGUGCCUUGAUGAACUCAAUCGAAAGAAAAAUGAACGUGAGCAUGUGAAGAUAACAGACCAGAAUUACUCGUUUGCAGCAUUUAUGGGCAAAGAUCCUACAGACGUCAAGCAAGAUAAAAGUAACAGGCUUGAUACACAGAUAACAAAGCUUCAAAAGCAACUAGAGGUAUUGAAUGAUCGUACAGAAGUUGCAAAUGCUGACCUUAAAGCCGACAUGGAUAGAUGGAACAAAACCAAACGUAAAGACAUCAAAGAGCUCUUCACUUCUUGGGCUGAGGGAAGAAUGAAAUAUUAUGACUUGUGUCUGUCUUCUUGGGAAGAUGUCAUCAAGACCCUACAGACUAAGAAGCAGGACGAGGAUCAGUUGGACUCUCCUGAUUCGAAUGAACCAGCAAGUGAGACUAGCGACCCAGAGAUUCUUGAAUACCCAACCCAAGAUACAUAAACACACACAGUUAUAUAACCAAGCUAGGCCUACACUUGUGGAUUUCGGGGCUUGGUAGCCCCAAAUAGAAAAUUUUAUACUGGGUGAUGCAAUCACCACCUCAUCCGAUGUGCCUAGCUUGGGCCCUAAGUUUAAGCCUUUGGGUUAUAGCAUUACAUAAGUCAGGUAAUGAUGGUAAAGGAAAUUUUUUGAGAUAUCAAUACUAUACUAUUUGAAAGAUGGGAAUUAAAUCUAUUUUUUAUUAGAUUUGGUUUUCAUUAAUACACCUUUAAAUGUAUAAACAUUUUGUUGCAUUCAUACUUAUUAUAAAGUUGCAUAUUGCGUGUAAUUUUUAUGCCAAUAUAGUGACAUCUGCUUUCAUACUUUUUACUGGUGCCCUAUCAUUCCAUGCAAUAACAUGUCUAUUUAUUUUCUUCUCAAUAAUGGUAUUGAAUCGUUAUGUGUUCAAUGAAUAAAUUAUAAUUUUAAGACUUUUAAAUUGAAAUGAAGAAAUAUUUGUAAUAUAUUAUGCUACAAUAAGUAUAAUCUCUGUUAAGUAUAAUUACUUUUAAGAACUGUAGUUUCUUAAUACAGAGUGUUGUAUAUAUUGUCAUUUUGUUUUCAGAAAAUUUACUUUUCUAAAAUCUUUGCAUAUUUCCAGGAUUGCAGCAAGGUAUACACCCACUCAUCAUUAUUCCCCCUCCCACCAUUAUAUCCCUUCCCACCCUCAUUCAUACCCCCAUGUCACUACUCCUAGAUACACUGUGUUGUAGAUGAGGGAUCUGCAACAGGUAAAUACUACCCUUCUUGGUUUAAUAUCUAACUUGGGACACACCCCUGGUUAAGCAUUCCUGGAUAAGCAUUCCUAGGAGCACCCUGGACCAACACCCCUGGAUAACCUGCAGUUACCAUUGACUUGACCAUAAGUAUACUCCUUAAUCAAUAUUUAACCAAUUAUUAUAAUCAAGAUACUGUAAUGUGUUUAUUUAAUACAAAUUUAAGUGUUACUUUGCAACAAGUGCUUAAACUUUUCUGUAAAUGGUAGUUUUCUUAAUUACAUUCUCAUAUUGCAAAUAAGAAUAAAUAAAUUUAUUUUAUUUGAAUAUAUACUAUGUCUAUUUAUAUUAUUGUCUUUAUUGCUAUGCUAUAAUUGAUUCUUUUUUUUUUAAAUGUGAACUCUGAAAUAUUAAAUGUAUAGAGUAAUUGUCCAAUAAAGUUAAUAAUUGUAGUUUAAAUUUUUUUUAAGGUUGGUCCACACAUAGAGCAGUGGUCCACAUUAUCAUAUGAUGUCAUAUGAUGACAAAUAAUGUGAUUUGCCUGUGGGUGAGAUAUGACAUCCUGGCCAUUUAUUAUAUUUUACAUCAUCAAUUUUAGAUUCAUUUAGAAAAUCUGCAAUCAUGCCAAACCCAGCACCACUGUGUUUUACAUGAAUCAUUGAUCACAUUUGUAGUUGAAAAAAAAUAUUCUGAAAAUGAUGUUUACCAAUUUAUGGUUUGGACCAACUAAAUCUAUGAGUUUAUAUAAAGGUUGAUACCUGAAGCUCUAGGCUCAUGUCAGAGUACCUAUACCUCUUUCUUAUGGCAUUUGGGUUUUUAAAACUCCUGACAUCUGGUUUGAGAGUCGGAACCCUGACCGCCUCAACGCUUACUAUAAACUACAGUAUUCAAUGACAAAAUUGUAUUUUUGAGCAGUUUUCAGAUUAUGCUACAACAGUAUAUCUAUCAUUAAUUUUUUUUUUUAGAUAAUUAUGCAUUAUUAUUAAGGUUGGAAUGAUUAAAUAAUUAUUAUUUUAGUCCAUUUAUUAUUUUAGUCCAAUAUUGCUAAUGAAUUAUUUAACUCCAUAAUAAUGUAUAAAUAAUCCAGCUUGAAAAUUUCAUGAUUUUGAUUACUGUGUUUGUUUCAAUUAUUUUAAUCGAUGAUUGGUUUUUAAUUAAUUUUUUGAUUUGACUAAUAAUUAAAAUGACUC
This is a messenger RNA of Anneissia japonica, 3441 nucleotides long. Its product is annotated as sorting nexin-7-like. The transcript is spliced from 11 exons. Gene Ontology annotation, molecular function: phosphatidylinositol binding. Lineage: Eukaryota; Metazoa; Echinodermata; Crinoidea; Comatulida; Comatulidae. The record is from RefSeq and is a predicted model, not a curated record. Bases 57 to 1496 code for a protein of 479 amino acids.